AUGAACAAAAUCGUUUCUUCAUCGACACUCACUGCCACUAACCAAAUUGUUCAAUCUGGUGUUGUUGCUUCUAGAUUGUUCAAAUCUACUAGAUUUUUACGUCAAGCAGCUGCUUCUUCUACAACUAGUUCUGAUUUGCCAGUUUUUACUAAAGGUGUCUUGUUAGUUGGUAGACCAGGUGCCGGAAAGGGUACUUAUGCAUCAAGAGCUGCUGAAAAGCUUGGUAUUCCUCAUAUUGCUGCUGGUGAUAUUAUCAGAGAAGAAAUCAAGGCUGGUAGUGAAUUUGGUAAGAAGGUCAAGGAAUAUACAUCAAAGGGUGAAUUGGUUCCUGAUGAAUUAGUUAUGGAAUUGUUGGUUGAUAGAAUUUCAAAGAUUCGUCAAGCCAAUGCCGGAAGAGGUUUCUUCUUGGAUGGUUUCCCUCGUACUCUCAAUCAAGCUGUUGCUCUUGAUGCCAUCAGUGACAAGAUCAAACUUGAUCUCGUUAUUAACUUGCAUCAAGAUGAAGAUAUUAUCAUUGCCAAGACUGUUAAUAGAAGAAUUUGUUCUAAGUGUGGUACUGGAUACAAUUAUGCUCACAUCAAGAGAGAUGGUCUCGAUAUGCCACCACUCGUUCCAAAGGUUGAAGGUGUCUGUGAUACAUGUGGUGCUAAGGACUCUUUGAUUCAAAGAGAUGACGAUAAGGAAGAAGUUAUUGUCAAGAGAUUGGCUGAAUAUGAAAAAUUAACUUCACCAUUGUUGUCUUUCUAUGAAAAGAAGGGUUUGUUGAAGAAUUUCAUUGUUAAUGGUGGUGCUAAGGCCUUGUUACCAUCUUUCCUCAAGCUUUUGCAAGAUUAAUUUUGUACACUCGGAAUUUGUAAAAUAUAAUUUUUGUAUUAAU
Messenger RNA from Naegleria gruberi, 877 nucleotides. Its product is annotated as adenylate kinase domain-containing protein. Gene Ontology annotation, cellular component: cytoplasm. The record is from RefSeq and is a predicted model, not a curated record. Bases 1 to 834 code for a protein of 277 amino acids. Gene Ontology annotation, biological process: nucleobase-containing compound metabolic process. Gene Ontology annotation, molecular function: AMP kinase activity; ATP binding. Lineage: Eukaryota; Heterolobosea; Eutetramitea; Acrasida; Naegleriidae. The transcript has a single exon.